This is a messenger RNA of Nelumbo nucifera (sacred lotus), 2156 nucleotides long. RefSeq names its product P-loop containing nucleoside triphosphate hydrolases superfamily protein. Gene Ontology annotation, cellular component: cytosol. Lineage: Eukaryota; Viridiplantae; Streptophyta; Magnoliopsida; Proteales; Nelumbonaceae. Gene Ontology annotation, molecular function: nucleic acid binding; RNA helicase activity; ATP binding. The record is from RefSeq and is a predicted model, not a curated record.
GACUCUUUGUUCAAAUUCGGCCACCAAAAGUUCCAAAACUGCAUCAGAUCCUUUGGAGUAGUUGGGACUUGGGAGCAUCCAUCCCCAAUUUCUCCUAGUCCGUCUCCAUACACAGUCACGCAGACACUUGAGAACAACGAACUUUUUCUACGUCUACGUCGUCAACAGCAGCUGAAAGUCUAUGGCUCCCGUCAUAGAGAACUUACCCCCUAAUAAUGGAGGAGAAGACGAAGAAGGAGAAGAGGAAAGCCAGACAUUUGAAGAGCUUGCUUUGGACCCACGCUUGGUCCGAGCACUGAUAAAGAAGGAUAUCACAAAGCCAACGCCAAUUCAGAGUGUCGCUAUUCCAUUGAUUCUGGAAGGGAAAGAUGUUGUUGCUCGUGCUAAAACUGGUUCUGGAAAGACAUAUGCCUACCUCCUUCCGUUGCUUCAGAAGCUGUUCUCGGAUUCUGCUUCAGCAAAGACUGCUCCAAGUGCCUUUAUUCUUGUCCCGACACGGGAACUUUGCCAACAAGUUUAUUCAGAGGUCUUAGCUCUUAUUGAAUCAUGUAGAGUUCAGUUGAAAGUUGUACAGUUGACAAGUGGCAUGUCUGUUACUGAAUUGCGAGCUGCAUUAACAGGUCCACCUGAUAUUCUUGUCUCAACACCGGCCUGUGUUUCCAUGUGUAUGUCAGCUAAUGUCAUUCAAACCAAGUCAAUUCAGGAUUCCCUCUCAAUACUUGUUCUGGAUGAGGCAGACCUUCUUUUAUCAUAUGGAUACGAGGAUGACCUAAAAACGUUUACAACUCAUGUUCCUCGGCGUUGUCAGUGCCUUCUUAUGUCUGCAACCUCAAGUGCUGAUGUUGAGAAGUUAAAGAAACUUGUUCUACACAAUCCAGUCAUUUUGACUCUACCAGAAGUUGGAGACAUUAAAGAUGAGAUUAUUCCAAAGAAUGUUCAGCAAUUUUGGAUUUCAUGCAGUGCUCGCGACAAGCUACUCAACAUCCUUGCUCUCUUGAAGUUGGAACUUGUUCAGAAAAAAGUUCUGAUAUUUUUAAAUAGUAUUGACAUGGCUUUCAGAUUGAAACUCUUCCUGGAACAGUUUGGAAUAAGAUCUGCAGUUUUGAAUGCUGAGUUGCCACAGAACUCACGCCUCCAUAUCCUUGAGGAAUUCAACGCUGGGCUUUUUGAUUAUUUAAUAGCAACUGAUGAUAGCCAAAUAAAAGAGAACAAACAAGUCAGCAAGGAGAAUGACAUUGUGUCAAAAAAAUCUAAGAAGCAUCUCAUACGAAAAUUGGAUGCAGAAUUUGGGGUGGUGAGAGGAAUUGACUUCAAAAAUGUAUACACGGUUAUAAACUUUGAAAUGCCUCAAAGUGCUGCAGGAUAUGUACAUCGAAUUGGCCGCACUGGGCGGGCAUAUAAUACUGGUGCUUCAGUCUCUUUGGUUUCUACAGAUGAGAUGAAAGUUUUUGAAGAAAUCAAAUCUACAUUGGAAGGGAAUGAGAAUCAGGACUUGACUAACUUCAUUGCUCCAUUUCCUUUACUUACUAAAAAUGCGGUGGAGUCUUUACGAUAUAGAGCUGAGGAUGUUGCAAAAAGCAUAACAAAAGUUGCAAUAAGAGAAUCACGUGCUCAAGAUCUGAGAAAUGAGAUUCUUAAUUCAGAAAAGUUGAAGGCUCAUUUUGAAGAUAAUCCAAGAGACUUGGAUCUACUAAAGCAUGACAAGGUACUGAGCAAGAAGCCUCCUCCCUCACAUCUAAGGGCUGUGCCUGAAUACCUCUUGGACCCAGUGACACAGGAAGCCAGCAAGAUUGUUAAGCUUGCGAGAGCUGCAAUGGGAAGUACCAAGUCUACUUGCCGGAAAGGGUCUAAGAGAAAACAUGGCAAAAGUAGAGAUCCUCUGAAAACCUUCUCUGCUGAGGCACCAAAGAGAGCUGGGAUAAAGAGGAAGGGAAAAGAUGGAAAUGACAGUCAUAGACGCAAGAAGAAAAACGGUAUCUGAAAGCAGUUCACCUCUGUAAAUCUUUAAAUCCUGGGGUUUGUACUAACCCUAUAGUUCUGUACCAAAAUAUCAACUAUAAAUUUGAGUGUUUCCUUUUUGAGCGGCUCUAUAAUCCAAGGAACGUUUUGGUCUCAAGAUCUUAUUGUUUUAGUAAUUCCUCAAAUUGUUUUCUUGA